This is a messenger RNA of Triplophysa rosa, 3252 nucleotides long. RefSeq names its product BEN domain-containing protein 4. The transcript has 5 exons. Lineage: Eukaryota; Metazoa; Chordata; Actinopteri; Cypriniformes; Nemacheilidae. Bases 155 to 1735 code for a protein of 526 amino acids. Gene Ontology annotation, molecular function: DNA binding. The record is from RefSeq and is a predicted model, not a curated record.
UUGUCAGUAAAGUCACCCACCCUCUGAGUAUCUCAGACUGAGUUAGAAGUGUUUGAGACACAUAACGAGUCGGCGAGUCACGGUGAUAACCGGUUUAACCAGACCGGUCAGAAAGAUAGCCUACCUGAAGCGACGUGAGAAAGUCCAAGAGAGAAUGGAGGAGGAGAUGCUCCCGGCAGACGAAGGUCUUUCUGCGCCCAAAAUCUGCAGACAGCAGCAGCAGCGGAGCCCGUACAGCUCUCUCAAGACCUUUCCGAGCAAGCGCGCGGCGGGCAGGGCGAGAUAUGACAGACCCACAAUGGUGGACAUCCCGCAGCUAGGAGAGCAUCACCUCAGUCAACAUCACCAGCAGUAUUCACCUCGCAUGCCGCUUCAACAACCCUCCAUUUCUAUCAGUAGCAGUCACCAGUCGCAACACCGUCUCCCCUGCGAGAUCAGGCCCGGCAGCAGAGUCGCGACAUCCAGCGCAGUAUCAUCAGCGGGGAGCGCCGCGACGGCAGCAGCAUCAGCAUCAUUUGGCAGCCAGAGGAGGGUCGCCGGCCAGGACACCAGCAGAUACCCGGCGGGUCGCCAUCAGUCUCCGGACUGCACCUAUGGAAUAAGCUCAGAAAACCGCCUCAUACUGGACGCUUUCGCUCAGCAGUGCAGUCGAGUUCUCAGUCUUCUUAACAGCAACGGACGGCUCCUAGAGCCCCAGCCUUCCCUUGUCCCUCCAUCCUCUUCCAUCUCCGCUCUCAUCAAACAAGAGGAUAGCUGCCUGUCUUCAGGAGAAAGACUCAGUGUCAAGCCCAGGUCUGUGGAGAACGCAGGUGAGGAGACGCAACGUGGGAACCACUGGAGCCAACAGCAGACGUCAGCUUUCCUACGAAUUUUCACAGAGUCGCUUCAGAACUACCUGCUGUCUGGACCUCAGUCGUCGGACGGCGAGCGGUGCCGUCCGGUAGAUGCUGAACCAGCAGCGUCAGGGUCCCCGCGACAGAAUUUAAGUGGCUGGGCAUCACCUUCUCCAUCAGAGUCAUACGGACACCCUUCAUCCACACUGCCUGAGGAAGAUGAGGAGGAGGAAGGUUGUUGUCCUCGAUGUAUAGAGCUGGAGCAGGAAGUUCUUAGUCUACAGCAGGAGAAUGAAGAACUGAGACACAAACUGGACAGCAUACCAGCUCCUUGCCAGAAUGUUCUUGACUUCUUUAAGACUGUUCUUCAGCACUACAACCACUAUGUUCAGCCCCAACCUGAAGAGCAGCUCACUGAGGGCAGUAAGCAGCUUCUGGGGAACUACCCUCUCUUCAUCACCAAUAAGCAGUGGGACGAGGCAGUCAACUCCUCAAAGAAAGAUGGCCGACGGCUCCUGCGUUACCUAAUCCGGUUUGUGUUCACAACAGAUGAGCUGAAAUACUCAUGUGGUUUAGGGAAGAGGAAACGUUCAGUGCACACCGGGGAAACCGGACCAGAGAGACGACCCCUGAAUCCCGUCAAGGUCACCUGUCUUAGAGAGUUCAUCCGGAUGCACUGCGCUUCUAAUCCCGACUGGUGGAUGCCAUCCGAGGAGCAGAUAAACAAAGUCUUCAGCGAUGCGGUGGGGCACGCGCGGCAAGGCCGGGCUGUUGGCACUUUCCUGGGAAACGGGGGCAGUGGGAGCAGCAGCAGUGGCAGUUUUUACAUGGACAGCUAUGACGGGCAGCUGUCUCAAGAUGAGCUCUAUCUGAAAGGCUCGCAGAACGAACUGGGGGACUGAAAAAGCAUCAUCGGUCUUCAGCUUUCAGUUCCCUCUAUGGUUCACAAUGCAUAGAGUGAAAGGACAGCACUUAUGUGAUGGUUAAGGUCUUUUUUUAAUGUGUGGCUGAAUAUAAUUCUUAUUCCUUCCUGUGAUUUCCUGAUUCAGCAGUAAACAUCCCAGGGAGUUCACACCUACCCAAUCAUUUUAAAUCACGUGUGGGACUCUUCCAUGAUGUUUUGUUUGACUGUGUGUUAAGCAGUGGACAAUGGCUUCAUUCGACAAAAAUCAGGUUUAUUGUGUGCUCCAUUUAAUAUCUGUUUUCUGAGUUGUUUCAAUGAAUGUGAUUCAUUAUAGCAACAUGAAUGUAUUCCGUUAUUUUACUUCAUUGUAAAUAAGGAGAGCUUCCAUCAGACUUUAUGUUCAUAGAAAUGAGGUGCUAUUAUAACGUUCAGUUAUUUUCUAAUAUAUAUUACAUUUAAAGUGCCACCCAUUAUUUGAUCAUAUGAUGGUGAAUUAUCUGUGAUGUUUAUUAAAAAAACUGUGACGUUGCAAGAAACAGUAUCAUAGUGGCUGCAGGAUAAAACACUGGAUUAUCAACUUGUCGGCAUUUGUGACUGUGGAGAUGAAUCUGUAAUGUAUUGUUUGUUGGGUGGCUUCCUAAUGUUUACUCUGACUAUACAGAAAAGGAAGCUGUGUUGUUUGUAACCUGUGUUGAUUCAAGUUUGUCAAGAAUUAAGCCUAAACACUUUAUUCUAUUCUGUGGGGCCGUAAAAUAUGCCCAAUUGGUUCAAUUUUGUUUACUGCAUAAAUGAAAUGCCUUAAAAAGAGAACCACUAUGAAUUACAUAAACUGCCAAUUCAGAUGUUGAUAAUCUCUUGGUAUUCCUGCUACAUCAAUGGCCUCAUGCUGUUUGUUGGUUUGAAAACUGACGGUCUUUCUUUUUUUAAAUGCCUUAGAGAGGUUAAGAUAUGCUAUAGCAGAAUGUCUCUGUCUGUUCAAACUGUUCUGGUCAAUGUAGAAUGUCUGUGGAAAUCAGUCAAAAGCAACAAUACAUUUCGAUGAAAUUUUUUCUCCAGUUUGCUGGUGGUGGGGAAACCCCGGCAUUUAAAAUCGAGUCAUCUCAAAACCCCCUAAUGAUGUGGGAGUUUCAUAUCUAAAGCACCAUGCAUCUGCAACUAAUAAUACCAACUUUGCCCCCACUGUGGAAAAAUGAAGUUUUCAUUCUUGGAUUCAGGUUUAAAGGCCAGGGUUUCCCAGUUAUUAGAAUGUAGAUGGAAGUAGUAUUAAGUCUUUAAAUUAAUUUCUUCCCAUGUUGCAGUUGCCUUUGACUACCAGACAAAAGUCUCUGUUGUAACCUGUUGUGAUUGUACAAAUAGUGAUUGGAAGUUGUCUUCUAAUCUAUACAAAGGACAUGUCAACACUGUGAAUCCCGUCAAAUGUAUUAAGACUGUUUUUGCCACUUGCCAACAAACUUCUGUUUGCCCUUUAUGUAAUGUGGACACAAAUGGCAAAAGACAAUGAAGCGUUUCAACAAU